CGUCACCUUACCUCGGCAUACGAUCACAUCGUGUCGCAAGCUAUCAAAGAUAUACCUCUCUUCGAAAUCUAAAGUUUGGCCCGCCCUCAUGGUCACUACACGAUCCGGCACCGAAGCCACACCGCCUACCGAAUCCGCACCUUCGACCCCAACCAAGCAGAGCCUCGUCAAGAAGUCCAGCCUCGCGAAAAUGAACCAACAGCAGGGACAGCAGGUCAUGAGCAGCAAGACGAACAAGUCGAAGGAGAGCGUGGAUGUGGAUGCUAAAUAUGCGGUGGAUCUUGCCACACUUACCACGGAUGAGAACGUCUUUCUGUUCGUUCCCAACCUGAUCGGCUAUUCCCGUGUCGUAUUCGCCGCCUUUGCGCUCUACUACAUGCCUUACCACCCCAAGGCCUGUACGCUAUUGUACGGAGUGUCCUGCUUGUUGGACGCCGUGGACGGGAUGGCGGCGAGGGCGUUGAACCAGACGAGCAAGUUUGGGGCCGUCCUUGAUAUGGUCACCGAUAGGUGCACGACAUCGUGUCUGCUCUGUUUCUUGGCUGCUGGGUACCCGCGAUACGCCUUGCUCUUCCAAGGUCUCAUCUCGCUCGACUUUGCCAGUCAUUACAUUCACAUGUAUUCGUCCUUGGCUACCGGCUCGACUAGUCAUAAGACGGUCAAGAGCGAUGUCAGCCGAAUCUUGUGGUACUACUACAACGACAACCGCACGCUCUUCUUCGUCUGCUUUGCCAACGAACUCUUCUACGUCUGCCUCUACCUAAACAAAUUCUACACCACCCCCUUGCUCCCUACCUCGUGGAUCGACUGGCUCAUCCACACCUUCUUGGGGACCACGGCAGCUCACCCUGAAAAGGCUUGGCGGCUGAUCCACGCGUUCCCCGGAUGGACCAACUUGAUCGUCUGGUUCUUGAGGCAGUUGACUUGGCCCCAGAUCUUGGCGGCCGUCACAGGCCCGAUCUGUUUCUUGAAGAACGUCAUCAACGUCGUCCAAUUCUGGAAGGCUAGCAAGAUUCUGGUCGGACUCGACUUGCACGAGCGCGCUGUUGCCCGUUCGAAGAGGGAGUAAGGCGACGAGAAGUGGUGAGGGAUGGUUUUGAGCGAAGGGGAACAGAGGUUUCAAGGUGAAGAAGAGGGAGAAUAAGUCGGGGAACGAUCUUUCGAGACUGGGAUGUGUAUAUAAUCUCUCGAGACCGCAUAAAACUAUACCGUCGACUUUUACACUCCGUCGUGGACGCCCUCGUUUCCACAAUUCUGGAGCAUCGAUCAUGAAAGAAGGUGUCACCAGCGGCAUAUGAUUUGAGACGAAUGAUGUAUAAAAUUUCGACACGCUCAUCAAUCGACUCCAUCCCG
This is a messenger RNA of Filobasidium floriforme, 1353 nucleotides long. RefSeq names its product CDP-alcohol phosphatidyltransferase-domain-containing protein. NCBI's taxonomy places the organism in Eukaryota, Fungi, Basidiomycota, Tremellomycetes, Filobasidiales, Filobasidiaceae. The coding region runs from base 89 to 1069 and encodes 326 amino acids. Gene Ontology annotation, biological process: phosphatidylinositol biosynthetic process. Gene Ontology annotation, cellular component: membrane; Golgi apparatus. The record is from RefSeq and is a predicted model, not a curated record. Gene Ontology annotation, molecular function: CDP-diacylglycerol-inositol 3-phosphatidyltransferase activity. The transcript has 8 exons.